This is a messenger RNA of Helianthus annuus (common sunflower), 948 nucleotides long. RefSeq names its product phytosulfokine receptor 1. The coding region runs from base 1 to 948 and encodes 315 amino acids. Gene Ontology annotation, molecular function: protein binding. The transcript has 3 exons. The record is from RefSeq and is a predicted model, not a curated record. NCBI's taxonomy places the organism in Eukaryota, Viridiplantae, Streptophyta, Magnoliopsida, Asterales, Asteraceae.
AUGGUGAACCUUAAGUUGCUUGAUUUGGUUGAUAAUAAGUUUACAGGUUCGAUUCCGAAUAAUCUUCCUGCCUGUCCAUUGUUGAAGACCAUAGAUCUUGGUGGAAAUAAUCUAACAGGGCAAAUAUCGGAAACAUUUAAAAACUUUAAUUCAUUGUGUUAUCUUUCUUUAUCAAUGUGCAGCUUGAAUAAUUUAUCUGGAUCACUACAAAUUCUACAUAUGUGCCCAAAUCUUAUGACUCUGGUCCUUAGCCGAAGCUUUGACACCGAAGAAAUCUUUCACUUAUUUCCGAAUUUGAGUUACUUUGAUGCGCAUUCGAAUAAUCUUGAUGGGAGGAUGCCCUUUUCGCUUGUGAAUUCUCGCAGCAUUUCGUCGUUGGUAUUGAGAAACAAUUCGUUUUCUGGUUUGAUUGAUUUGAAUUGCUCGGCGAAGGUGAACCUUAAGUUGCUUGAUUUGGUUGAUAAUAAGUUUACAGGGCAAAUACCGGAAACAUUUAAAAACUUUAAUUCAUUGUGUUAUCUUUCUUUAUCAAUGUGCAACUUGAAUAACUUAUCUGGAUCGCUACAAAUUCUACAUACGUGCCCAAAUCUUACGACUCUGGUCCUUAGCCGAAGCUUUGACAGUGAAGAAAUGUCGUCUGAUGCUAAACUACAGUUCAAAAAGCUCAAAACUCUAGUGAUUCCUAGUUGCAAGCUCACGGGUAGGACACCCGUUUGGUUAAACGGGUUAACCAAACUCAGGAUACUGGACUUGUCAUGGAACGAGUUGACCGGAAGUAUCCCACCCUUUUUAGGAAGUUUUGGAGAGAUGGAGAUCGCCGGAGAUGAAGAUUGCCGGAGAAGAAGAUCACCGGAGAUGAAGAUCGCCGGAGAUGUGGAGGAGCGGUGUGGGAAGGUGGGGGGCAAGAGUGCUAGGAGUCUCAAAUGUAUAGGGGGUUGUAAUGUGUAA